Molecule: messenger RNA, 1350 nt
Organism: Alosa sapidissima (American shad)
Lineage: Eukaryota; Metazoa; Chordata; Actinopteri; Clupeiformes; Clupeidae
Product: cornifelin homolog B-like
Exons: 4
Coding region: 295-681 (128 amino acids)
Source: RefSeq, a predicted model, not a curated record
GUGUGAUGUGUUGUGUUUUCUUUUCCACUGAUAUUCAAACAAUGCCAUUUACGGGUAGCCUACUGGAGAGGAACAGACAUGCUGGCAUUUCCAGUUAGACCAGUGAGGAAUUAAUGUGUGUGUCUCUCUCUCUUCUCUCUCUCUCUCUCUGUCUCUCUCUCUCUCUCUAAACAUGUAACUUGACACAAAUCUUGUCAUGUGAUCAGAUUAUGGUUGUGUGGCACAUACUCGUUUGUAGAAAUAUUCAGCCGGGAUCCACUCUUCAGCCACCUGUUUCUCAGUGAGGUCGUCGCCAUGGCAAAUAACCCAGUGUUCAUGCAGCCUGGUGUCUAUGAGAAGACGCUGUCUCGAGACUGGAGCACAGGAGUCUUCCAGUGCAGUGAAGACAUUGAAUCGUGCUGCUGUGGUUUCUGGUGUUACUGGUGUUUCACCUGCCAGACAGCUGAUGAGUUUGGAGAGCUCAGUUGUCUCCCCCUAGUGGACAUAUGCCUUGGCGGUUGUGUAAAACCAGUCACCAUGUCAGUGAGGGCUGUUAUGCGCCGACGCUACGGCAUCCAGGGGACCCUGUGUAAUGACUGUGUGUGCUCAGUCUUCUGUUCACCAUGUGUCUGGUGUCAGAUGUACAGAGAGAUGAAGAGGAAUGUGCAGCCAAUCACAUUCGUCAACACACGGCCCCGAUAGGACGCCUUCACUCAUCAUCAUCAUCAUGUUUAUUUGAAUACUCCUAUGCAGAAUGUUCAUAUAAAUGCUCAUGUUCGUAAAUACUGUACACUAUCACUACUCAUAAGCCAUGAUCAAAACCUUGAAGCAAGAAUAGAAAAAGAAGAAGAUCGUAGAGGAGGACUGAGAUAUGUUGAUACUCAUCCUAGUAUAAAGACUUGAGGUGAAUUGGGCCUGAACUUUUUAAGUCACGGAGAGACAGGUGGACCUGAUCACAAUAUGUACUGCCCCCUACUGGAGGGUACAGGUAAUUAUUUUCUCUAAGCUUAUUUUGGCAUGCAGUGUAAAUUGUAGCAUGCCCAAGCAACAGAUGCCUGAUGGUCCGAGAUGCCCCUGUUUGUUCUCUUAAGAGCUGCCUGUGUGGGCAUUGGAACAUACAGGUGCAUAUAAAAAAUAGAAUAUAGCAAAAAAGUCCAAUGCCCUGAAAGAUUAAAGGCUCAGGAAAUCAUAGCUGGUAUUUUGACUUAAUUAGCUGAUUAGAGCUCUUCUCAAGUCAACAUUUUUGUAUAUUAUAAAUUCUUUAUUCUAAUAGUUUGAGAUACUGUUUUUUUUAUUUCCAUGAGCUGUAAACUGUAAUCAUGAAGAUUAGAAUAAUCAAGAUUAAAACAGAAAAUUACUUGAAAUAUUUCA